This is a messenger RNA of Vanrija pseudolonga, 1519 nucleotides long. Its product is annotated as Pre-rRNA-processing protein IPI3. Bases 30 to 1454 code for a protein of 474 amino acids. Lineage: Eukaryota; Fungi; Basidiomycota; Tremellomycetes; Trichosporonales; Trichosporonaceae. The record is from RefSeq and is a predicted model, not a curated record. The transcript is spliced from 4 exons. Gene Ontology annotation, cellular component: nuclear pre-replicative complex. Gene Ontology annotation, molecular function: protein binding. Gene Ontology annotation, biological process: rRNA processing; DNA-templated DNA replication.
CUUUGAGUGCCAUCGCCAUCCCAGCCACAAUGGCAACACAAGAGCUUGUUCUGUCGGCCUCUUCAGCUUCUGGAAGCUCGUCUUCUCGCUCUGGCGGGUCAACUUCAACGCCCGCGAUCCACCUCCACGACCUUGCAACCUCAUCACACGUCCAGGCCUUCAAGACCUCGAGUAAUGGGCCCAACUCGUUGGCUACCGUCAGGAGCCAAGACGGCGUCGGUGGAACCGUCUGGGCCAUCCAAGAGGGAAAGGCUAUCGCAGGCGUGUGGGCGUGGCAGAAGGACCAGCAACACCUGAAGCUCCAUCUGCCGGAGCGCUUGACUUGCUUCUCUAUCUCGCCUAACGGACUGUGGGCUGCAGGAGGCUCGCCAAAUGGACAAGUUUAUGUCUGGGAGAUCGCGUCUGGGGCCCUCCAAGCAUCCUGGACAGCUCAUUAUCGUACAGUCAACAGUCUGACGUUCACCCCGGAUAGUGCUCUCUUGAUCUCAUCCUCGGCAGAUGCCUCGGUUCACGUCUUUGUGGUCGCACACUUGCUGGAUCCCGAUACCCCUGGAACAUACAGCCAGCCCUACGGAACGCUCGGAGACCACACCCUUGCCAUCACGGCCGUGGCUGUGGGUAGAACGGCGAAUGCCAAUGGCGGACGGUGCUGGACUGCGGCAGAGGACGGGACAGUCAAGGUGAGGCCUUUGUCGAAUUCACAGUCUGACGCUUCUCAGAUGUGGUCCUUGAGCCCACCGUUCGACUUGUUGGCGACAUUCUCCUUGCCUUCCGCGGCCAAGCCUACGUCGUUGGUUGUCGAUUCGGCAGAACGAUUCGUCUACGUGGGAUCGGGUGAAGGCAAUGUCUACCUCAUUCCCCUUUUCAAGCGCAAGGGUGCUGUUGGAGGAGCUGAAGCUAUCGAAGGCGAUGGUCUUGGAGCUCCUUCCAUCAAAGCGGAUCUCGCCUGUCUUACUGUCGAAUCACCAGUUACAUGCCUCGCUCUGUCGCACGGCGAGAGUCAGCUGCUUGUGGGCACGCGAAGCGGAGAGAUUCACAUCCACUCGCUCCCUUCGCACCAGCAGCUGCGAACGAUCACCGCCCACUCUGGCCCCAUCACGCAUCUGUCCACACUUGUUCGGCCCGCCGACCUCUCCAACUCUGCAAGCCGUAACGACCCUUGGCCCAUCAUGGAAAUUCGGAACCUUGAACGGACCCGGGUCAAUGUUUCCAGCAAGCACGCGCAAACAGUUGGCAUCUCAUUGCGCCCUUCGAUAGGCUCAAGCCGACUGGACCGGCUGCGACGCGCUUCACCCCAGGCCCAGCUUGUUAGCGCACAGCAUGUGACAAACCAAGGGGAGGAUAACUCGGCAGCACUGUCUCAGGAAGUGCGAGAACUGCGAGCUGCGCUCGACCGAGCAGUGAAGCUGAAUGAGAAGAUGUGGAACGGCGUGGUCGACCUCAAGCUCGCUUAGACGUGUUGUCGUAGACGAAUAGACUUGAAGUGUACUGUAAAGACUAUGCAUUUAGGGAUCUAUGG